Molecule: messenger RNA, 5036 nt
Organism: Blastomyces gilchristii SLH14081
Lineage: Eukaryota; Fungi; Ascomycota; Eurotiomycetes; Onygenales; Ajellomycetaceae
Exons: 1
Coding region: 1792-4236 (814 amino acids)
Source: RefSeq, a predicted model, not a curated record
AGAACAGCCCUUUCUCUCUUUUCUUGAGACUUAACCUAUGACGAGGAAUAUCUCCAAGAAUCUAUUUUGCUCCAUGUUUACUCCUGGUCCUAGGAGCCUAAUUUUCUUGUGCACUAAAAACGAAAAGGGGUAUGGAAAAAAUAUCAGCUAUUUUAUAUCUUGAUAGCUGGUCAUUCUACCAGUGGCUUGAUUUGCACACUCUUGUCUCCAUUUUUGGUUUAUGACAAAUGAAACAUAAUGUGUUAUUAUGUCAUCCACACUGAAACAAAACAAGGGGGAAUCCAUUCAGAGUUGGCUGGAGAAGCCGGCAGAUUCACUACCAGUGCAUGAUAUUCCCCAUACAAGGUCCCAGAGGCGCAGAAAAAAGCCAUUUCCACGAAUCACAAAACGCGCCAGGCCAUGCGUAGAUCAGUGUAACAGAAGGGACGAGUUAAAAGGCUAAUUUGAAGACAUGGGGAUGAGUGGAGCAGGUGGUACCAGGCGCGGGGAAAGGAAAAUUAAGUCAUGUACAAUUUGAAGGAGAGUAUAAGGACUGACCAUGGAGCGGAUGGUAAACUUAGUUCUCACACUACGGAAUCCAAACACCCAUCGUCCAAUAUUGCAGUCCGCCGCCAACGCCUUCACGUCAGUUUGGCAACUCCUGAAGUGCAUUUCGUGCCGUUUGGAGUAGAGAAUGUUUAUUUCCCGUGGCUGGCGGGGAAUAUAUUGUCGCCUCUAGCGGAGGGGCCUGCCUGGGGCCGUUGACGGCGCGAAUGACAACGAAAGGCGACGUAGGAGGUUACAGCGGAGUUGCUGAAUCGUUCUUUUCCUUAUGAUAGGCACUUUCAGGCAAUGGGACUGGCAGGUGGGGGGUGAGUUUGCAGAUAAAAGGGGGUGAGGAGUAGAGCAGAGCGUGUUAUAACAGGGGCAUGUAUGUACUAUCCAUAAUAGGAUGCGCAGCAGCAAUUAUUAUAACAAUGCUAUGAAAUCAGGGCCUGCAUGUUUGAUGCUGACAGGCCUGAAGACAAUAUCAGUGGUGGUAUGCAGACCAUUUUGUCAUUCUCAAGGAGGGGAAACGUUCUCUAACUACUCCGUAUACUUAUAAAGUAGGAGAGGUUGAAUUGUUUGAUGCACAGAAUAAUCAUAAAACCAGAUACAACACGCCAUACCAGAUAUGGGAUCUAUUAACUCAUAGCUGUUAGAAGUGCAGCCAUACACAUAGUGAACAUGCAACACUGCAAGUUGAAACCGUUGCUCGAUUGUUGCUAUGGUGAUUAAACUAUGCACUAUACUUUAUUUGGAUCGACGGGUGGAUCCAUAACUUUAAAUUACGUCUCGUGAUUGGCUGAUAUUCCUGGAUAAAUUGCUUUUUCAGAGGGUCCAUCCAGGGUACUUCGCGGCCCAUACAGGACGCCAUACAGUUCGAGGUUUCUUCAAUUCUGGCGUCCGUACUCCGUACACAACCCCCUGCGACGCUGGAUUCUCGAAGAUGCUUGUGCAAUUUUCACCUCUUUAAGGCUGUGUUUUCAUAUCAGAUACCUCCGCUAUAUGCUCCCUGUUCUCGUCUUGAUUUGUUAUGAACCGAAUGCUCUUAUCGGAUCAUACUGGGGACGCUCUUUUCUAAAAAGAGGUUUUUUCGUUUCCCGCUCCCCCCUUCAAGGUCGCGUAAGUCUAAUAUUGUUGGCAAGCUCUCAGUAAUCAUCCCUACGCAAGCGCCUGAGACGAACCUCUGGACGCCGCGAUUCCAGCACCUUGAUUGAUCUCUUACUUCUCUCUCGUCUUCCCUCAAUUCCCUGUGCCUGGUUUGAUGUCAUGGUCCGCGCCGCAGAGCCAAUGACACGCCGGGUGGCAGCCUCCCAGUUCCGCGACGACAUUACCCAAUGUCCCAAGCUGGAAAUAGACACAGAGAAACAGGACUAUGCCUACUCAUCACGAGAUACAUCCCUAGACCAUGAUGAAGACUCCCGCACCUAUCUCAAGUCUCCUUAUGACACAGCGAUCUCCUCAAACCCCAUACUAGGCAAGCCUACACAGCCGUCGAAACGGAAGCGGAGAUACCAAUUCUACAGAGUACCACAUUCUAUUAUGCGAUGGAUAUGUUUGGGAGUGUUCAUGAGCUUGCUAUUGUUCAUCGCGUUUCUGUUUCGCUUCACUAUUUCCGGCUCCUCGUUUAGAGCGGUUCCGCUAGAACUGUCCAGACCGAAACCCAGGCCACCACAGUGGGAGAGCUUUCCGUUCCUGAGCAGAUAUUAUGGUGGGAUAAGGACGCUUGUAUCAAGGCAGGAUAACAUCCCUGAAUACCCUGGCGAUGGAACUGUGGAGAAAAUUAUGGAUUCCCCAUCAUAUGGAAAGGAAGGGAACGAUAAGUCGGAUAAGAGAUCUGAGGCCAAGAAGAGCUUGGUCUUCAACCCUUAUCCUGAUUACAAAUCUGAAAGCUACGUUAAGAAAUAUGGCGUUAAGAAUGACUGCUUUUUGGAUGCGGAUACGAAGACGUCGAUCCCACCUGUUCGACAUUUUCCGGGAAUUCCCAAAGGCUUUCCCGAUGCUGCGAUGGGAUCAAAUAAGCUGCUAGGCAUAAAUGAUGAUGUUUGCUUUGAACGAUUUGGUCGACUAGGUCCGUACGGCCUAGGCUAUGGCAUUGCCGCGGGAGGCACGGGUGGUGGCCUCGAAGGUGACAGAUCUGGGAUCGACGAAGUAUGGAAGGAAAUCCCCGCAGUUGAUUUCCGGACAGUCAAAUGGAGCGAAGCACAAGAGCGCUGUAUUGCUGCAAACAGUCACCGAUUCCCCAAGCUUGGACCCCCGAGAGUUGAUCGUUUUGGGGCUAUGAAAGUCGGCACCUUGCAUGCAAGAGCCGAGACCGUAGGAAGCACCCCCCUAGGAGAAAAUAAAGAUAGCGCGUCUACUGUGGCUGCGGCGAACGACACAUUAACUCUACCACGAUCUGCUAUGCUUAUUCGAACAUGGAGCGACUACCAAUAUAACGAGGAAUCCAUCAUGUAUCUUCGUUCGCUCAUCUCGGAAUUAUCCUUAAUGUCUGGAGGAGAAUAUAUUGUUCAUUUCCUGAUCCAUGUGAAAGAUGACAACCUGCAAAUCUGGUCGGACGAUGAUACCUAUGAUCGCGUUCUGAAGAAUGCCUUGCCGGCUGAAUUCCGCGGAAUGGGCACCUUGUGGUCGGAAAGACAAAUGGGGUUAUUAUAUGGCGGCCUUCAAGAGACUUUUGCACGGGACCUCCCCGUCCAUGGUGUCUAUAGAAGCACCUUCAUGCCUGUCCAAUGGUUUUCACACCAACACCCAGAAUAUGACUUCAUCUGGAACUGGGAAAUGGAUGCCCGGUACACGGGCCACUGGUAUCACCUCUUCAGCCAAGUGAGUGAGUGGGCGAAACAGCAACCACGAAAGGGCCUCUGGGAGCGCAAUGCACGAUUCUACGUUCCAUCAGUUCAUGGAUCCUGGGAAGAUUUCCGCCAAAUGAUCCGCGUGCAAACCGAGAUUGGAACAGACAAUCCCAAUAAUAUGUGGGCGACUCCCCAGGACAAAAACCGCCCGAAUGGGCAGCCAGAGGCCAAGGGAGACAAGCCCAUCUGGGGCCCAGAACGACCACACGAGCAGGAUGUCAUAGAGACGGACGGUGAAGGUAUCCCCCCUACCACGUACGAGAAAGACAAAUACCAGUGGGGUGUGGGGGAAGACGCCGACCUGAUCGUCUUCAACCCAAUUUACGAUCCCGAAGGCACAACCUGGCUCCUCCGCGACGAUGUGACUGGAUACAAUAAAUCAGAGGGCAUGCCGCCGCGCCGAGCAGCUAUUAUCACCUCCGCACGCCUCUCACGAAAACUCCUCGCCACAAUGCACCGCGAGACCAGCAUAAAGCGCCACACGAUGUUUUCAGAAAUGUGGCCAGCGACUGCUGCGCUCCAUCAUGGCCUGAAGGCCGUCUUUGCACCCCACCCUGUGUACAUUGACCGCCGCUGGCCUACCAAGUAUCUGGAAGCAACGUUCAACGCGGGCCGCAAUGGCGCGACGGGCGGGUCUAGGAUAUCUGUAUUUGGCGACAGGGAGCAUAAUUUUAGAGGUACGACUUGGUUCUAUUCUGCGGGCCAUUCGCCAAAUUUGUGGCGCCGUUGGUUCGGAUACAGAGUCGAUGGCAGGGGUGGGGAGGAGUAUGAGCUUGCGACUGAGGGGAGGAUGUGUUUGCCGCCUAUGUUGUUACAUCCGAUUAAGGAGCUCGAGAUGAUUAUUGAGAGCGUGGAUCGUUGAUAGUAUCUACUCGAUUUUUUAUUUGUUUUCUUUUCUUUUCUUUUCUCUUUUCUAUAUUUGUGCAUGGUACGGUGUGUUGUAUGGCUUUCAUUUUCAUUUGCUUUUCUUUGUUUCUUUUCCUUUUUCUGAGUCCUCCCUUUAUAUUUGUGAUAUAUGCACUUUUUACCAUCGUCAAUUCCCCCACUCCAUGCCUUUGACAUUUAUCUCCGUCUAACCCCUUCACUUUGGUCUAUUUCCUCCCGAAUAUUCUUGUGCUUUCUUAUCUCCUCCUGAGCAGCAUUGUUUCCCGUUAUUCUCCUAUGGAAUUGAUAUGUUUUCACUCAGAUACACAUGAUGGAACUAAUCAAACCGCGACUGAUGCCCCUCCACAUGCAUGAGAUACGACCCUGCCUUCUGUUUUUUUCUCUUUGCCCCAGAUAGACGAUAAUGAUAGAUGAUGGAUGCAAAGAUUGUAUGUUCAUGUAUGAUAUUUAAUGGCGGAUCGGAUGAAGCCUUGUUCUCCUGUUCAUAUCUGUUCCUUGAUAUGGUGGUGGGUUUUUAACCCCAGUCCCCUAUCUCGCAGAGACUCGCCUGCUUGUAUAUAUAUAUAUCGGGCUUCUUAUGUUACAUUUUGCGGCUACCAGCUUCCCUCAGCAAAAAUUCUUUGGAUAUCAAGUGAAACAUUUGAAUUGACCAAUUCUCAAUCAUCCUUUAUUGACAUGACAUCAGCUAUAGAAAGGAGUCCUGGAAAAUGAUAUAUAUGUAAAUAAAUAAAUAUGUAAAUAAAUAAGAAAAACCACAUUUUAAGUAUCGUCUUUCAA